Messenger RNA from Drosophila eugracilis, 294 nucleotides. RefSeq lists its product as uncharacterized. NCBI's taxonomy places the organism in Eukaryota, Metazoa, Arthropoda, Insecta, Diptera, Drosophilidae. The coding region runs from base 1 to 294 and encodes 97 amino acids. The transcript has 3 exons. The record is from RefSeq and is a predicted model, not a curated record.
AUGUGGAAAAUUUUGCUGCUGUUGGUUCUCUGCCUUCUAAACUUGUCUUAUAUCGAAGCUCAAACUAAUAGAGAAUACUGCGAGAAUGUCUACGCAGAUUGCCAACGUUUUACGCCAAGGAUAGGACGUUUUGAUGAGACCAUAGACUCCUUUAAUCGGCAUUGCCGUCGAGAGCGUCGUGGAAGAUGGAAUAAUGUAUCUCGCUGUGAAAUGGAAAAAGCCACUUGCCUUUUAAUCCUGCGACGUUGUGAUGAUAUGUCCUGCAAUAACAUUGCCGAAAUCUUGGAAUUGUAA